AUGGGCUCAAAUAAUGAAGAACCGGUAGUCAUUGGACAGUCAUCUGGAACUAGACCAAACGUAACAGCUUCUCAGGCUCAUGGGCCUGUUGUGGUGGUGGAAGAGAAAAAUGAAGCAGAGAAAUUCGAAGAAUAUAUGAAAAAGUACCACAAUCUUCCCGACUUUGAGAUUUACGAUCAAGAAUUGCUACCCGAGGUAGAGUUUAAUAGUACUGAGUUUGAUAGCCUCGAUUCGGCCCCGAAAUUGUUCCCGGAUACCAGUUUGUUGAAGAUCCGGUCGAGCUUACUGCCGAAGAGAUUUUCAGAACUCCGUUGGUCGAUAAUUUUAUCGAUUCCUUGUUUGUCAAGCCUCCACAAGUCGACGCUCCUCCAAGUGCUCCUCCUGCAUGCUCCUCCGCAGCAGCUCAAGUCCCUGGGAAUCCUGUCCCUUAAGGCCUUAAAGGUCGUCGUCAGACAACUGAAGAAUGUGUAA
Molecule: messenger RNA, 471 nt
Organism: Oldenlandia corymbosa var. corymbosa
Lineage: Eukaryota; Viridiplantae; Streptophyta; Magnoliopsida; Gentianales; Rubiaceae
Source: the annotation of a GenBank genome assembly